Molecule: messenger RNA, 2256 nt
Organism: Scheffersomyces coipomensis
Lineage: Eukaryota; Fungi; Ascomycota; Pichiomycetes; Serinales; Debaryomycetaceae
Gene: YBP1
Product: Ybp1p
Exons: 1
Coding region: 171-2255 (694 amino acids)
Biological process (GO): cellular response to oxidative stress
Cellular component (GO): cytoplasm
Source: RefSeq, a predicted model, not a curated record
CGCACGACCUUUUACUUUUUUAAAAAACCUGGGAUUCAUUAAUGCAUCGCCGCCCACCUCUCUCUCUCUCUUUCAGUCUCAUUCAAUUUGGAAAAGACAUUUGAGCUUUAAAUUUUUGAAUUAUUAUUGAAAGGAAUUGCUAUUACAUUACAAGUUGAAUAUAGUUCAAGAUGUCAGACUCAGAAGUAUCAGAAACAAGUGAAUCGACCAUUGAACCAUUUCAAUUCGAAAAAGUAUUGGAAAGUUUAGAUUCUGGUGCUAAAGAGGCAGUUGAAUCUAAGGAUUACUUGUCCUAUAGUACUCUCUUGGAUAUUUAUCUUAGUGAACCAACCAAGUAUAGUUAUGAUGAAAGAGAACAAUUAUUGAGUCAUUUACUUACUAUCUUGUCUGCUAAUAAGGAGUUGACUUACGAAAUUGGUUGGGAUUUACCUAAUUUAUUAAUUCUUUAUGUCGAAUCUGAUUUUAAUUUCCAAAAUCCAAUUAGAACUGCUCCUUGUGUUUAUAAGAUUUUAAAGAAUUUUGAAGCUUUAGCUUUGAAUGGUAAUCCAAAAGAAUUGUUUUUAAAAUGUUGUGAAUUAUUAACUACCAUUAAGAUUUCUGAUGUUACCAUUACUGAUGAUACUGAUAUUCAAGAUCGAUUUUUUGAUGUUAAAUUGUACUGUAUUUUUGAAUUGAUUGAUAGUUGUCUUAAACGAAUCAAAACUUAUUAUCCAUCACGAUUCUUAGCUAUGACAGUUGCUUCUUACAUUAACUGUGCUUAUAAUAAUGCCACCAAUUCCGCUGGUAAGAAUGAUUUUAUGAUGAAACGCGCUUAUAGUUUUGCUAGAAAUUAUAUCAAUCCUCCAUUACCGGAUGAGAUCGACCCUAGCUUGACUAAAGAAGAAAUUGCUAAGAUUAAAGAUGAUGAAGAAUAUUUACAAAGAAAAUUAUUAACUGGAUUUAUUACUAGUUUAAUCUAUUUCUUAUCGACAAAUCAUCAUAAUGGUUAUUCAGUUGAUCAUUUUUCAUUUUUACAAGAACCAAAUCGACCUCAAUUGAAAAAAUACUUUGAAUAUGAAGUUGAUAUUCCAGUAAUGAAUAGAAUCGUUGAACUUGCUUUAUCUUAUGAUAUAGAAUUAUCCAAAGUAUUUAGACAGUAUAUUGAUGAUGCUGACGCGUUAUUUAAAACUUUGAAAUUUGAUCAAAAUGAAGAUGAAUUAAGUGGGGAAAUAUUUGAAAAAGUGGUUAUUGAUUAUCAAACUAAUUUAUUAACUUCUCUUAUCAAUAGUGAUGCUAAAAGUAUAAAUGAUUCAGUAUUAGGUUGUGUAUUAUUAUAUACUCAUAAAAUUGCUGUUAAAAGAACUUUCGAUAGAGUUUCAAUCACAUUUAAUGAUGCUGUUAAUUUGACCUUAAGAACUAUUAUUCCUCAAAUGGUUCAAAGUUCAUUCGUUGCUACAGGUUUACAAGAUGCUGUUUUAUUCUGGGGUUGGUAUGCAUUAUAUGAAAAUAAUGAUAUUGAAUUACAAAUUAGUUCGAUACCAAAAACUUUAUUAGCUAUCUAUUUUCAAACUUUGUUUUAUAUCGUUAUAACAACAAAUGAUAGUGUUAACUUCAGAUAUGUGGCUUUAACCUUAUUAACUAAGAUUUUGGCUUUGGCUCCAGAAAGUGCUUCAUACACAUUCUUAAAGGAUAGUUUACUCAACUGUCCAUAUGAAAGAGAUAAAGCCACUUUAAUUGGAAUUUUAAAAGAAUUAUUAACUAAAGAUAAACAACAAGCCAAUGACUUGGAAUCUUUAUCAAAUAAUCUUGCUAAAGCAACUAUAAAGGAAGAAGAACCAGCAGAAGUUGAACCAGAAGCAGAAACCAAAGUAACUGAAACUAAAAAAGAAUCUUCUACUUCUGUCCCUCCUCCAUUACCUCACCGUGAUAUUCCAGAACCAACUUCCACUAAAUAUAUCAAAUUGGAUAAAGAGAAGUUAGCUGAUUUAUUCAGUUUAAUCAAUCUUUCCAUUUCCGAAGCCUUCAUAAAGGAAAAGGAUAUUAUAAGUAUAGAUCCAAGAAAAUUAUCAACCUUGUCAGCUUAUCUCAAUUUAUUAGUGGUGAUUAAGAAUGAUAUUACAGUUAUUACUAAUAAGGCUCAAUUAGAUAAGAUUCUUGAUACUGUCGAGGAAAGAUUCAAAUCUGUCAAAACUAAACAUGAAAAGGAUAAUUCAAAUGUAUUUGAAUUGAAUGCAGUUGGUAUGUUAGAGAUUACAUUAGACAGAAUCAAAGCUUAGU